Messenger RNA from Zingiber officinale, 816 nucleotides. RefSeq lists its product as uncharacterized. The record is from RefSeq and is a predicted model, not a curated record. NCBI's taxonomy places the organism in Eukaryota, Viridiplantae, Streptophyta, Magnoliopsida, Zingiberales, Zingiberaceae. Bases 135 to 698 code for a protein of 187 amino acids. The transcript has 2 exons.
CUCGAAUUCCCCUGCUCAAUACCCACCGAGCGUGCGCCCAUCCGUCCGUCCACCGCCUCCUGACUCCUGAGCGCUAUAAAUCCGACGUGAUCUCUCCAUCUUUUCUCCGCACCGGAUUGAACUUGCCGAGACAGAUGGCGGAGACCAAGAUGACGUUGAAGCUCCUCGUCGACAAAUCCUCCGACAGAGUUCUGUUCGCAGAAGCCGGAAAGGAAGUCGUCGAUUUUUUUCUCGGUCUCCUAAAUCUACCGCUAUCCGCCGUCAUAAAGCUCGUAACCGAGCAGGACACCAUGGUCGGCUCCAUCGCCAACCUUUACCAGACCGUACACACUUUAGAAGAGUCCUACUACCAAUCUUCUCAUUCAAAAUCCGCCAUCCUAAAAGUAGCAAACUCCCAUCCUCCCUCCGUCUCUUCCAAAGGCCUUCUUCUCAUCGGAACCUCGGCAGUCGGCACCGAGGGCUACGUGAAGGGCGUGGUGACGUACACGAUCACGGACGACCUCACUGUGACGCCCAUGUCUUCCAUCUCUAGCAUCACUAUCCUCAACAGGUUGCACGUCAAGAAUCUUGCUGCUCUGCAAGAGCAAACUGUGACGCUCGGUCUCGAACAAGGCGUUGAGCUGCUGAAGGCGUCUCUCCAGUCAAAGACUGUGCUGACGGACGUGUUCUUGAGCCAGCACGAAGUUGCUAGAUGCUAAUGACAAACUGUACCUUAGACUUAAUUUUGUUUAAUCAUGAGGUUUAAUGAAAUAAAAAAAUGUGGGGGGUAUGCGGAAAUGUGAUGGCGUAACUAAUCGAACAAGGGUGUUUAUGGAA